This is a messenger RNA of Nothobranchius furzeri (turquoise killifish), 4023 nucleotides long. RefSeq names its product zinc finger CCCH domain-containing protein 7B. NCBI's taxonomy places the organism in Eukaryota, Metazoa, Chordata, Actinopteri, Cyprinodontiformes, Nothobranchiidae. Gene Ontology annotation, biological process: miRNA processing. The record is from RefSeq and is a predicted model, not a curated record. Gene Ontology annotation, molecular function: metal ion binding; protein binding; miRNA binding.
CGUCCCCCGUAUAGUGAGAUUUCCAGCCGUCCGCUGAGGCAGCGGCUGCCUUGGAAUCGAAACUUAGCUGGAGACAGUAGAGCUUGGGCAUCUCUCACGAAAUCUCCGUUGCUGCUGGACUUUUUGUAGUUUUCCCCCCCGCGUCGGUUCCACUUUUCAUCCGCAAAAACUGUCCGUCUUCUGUAUUCUACCACCAAAGUUCAAUGAACUUUCUCACUUCAUCGGUAAAUAAUCAUGGACUCUGUACGAGAAAACCGAAAAGAAAAUAUAAGAGCGGCUCUGUCAUUUAUACAGUCUCCAUUGGCUUUUCCAGAUCCUGACGGCUAUCAGGACUUUCUGACCAGCUUAGUGUGCAACCUGCUCGAUGAGGGCAAUGCCUUCUUUCGAGAAAAAGAGUGGGAGCAGGCCGUUGGAGAAUACACUGAGGGCCUUAAAGUCUCAUGCUACGCUGAAGGUGAGGAGAUCCAGAUCCCGAAAGCUUUGCUGGAGAGCCUGUAUGUGAACCGAGCUGCUGCCUACCACAGCAUGGGAAAGUAUGACGAAGGUGUGGAGGACUGUAACAACGCUCUGGUGGUGUGUAAGGAGAGCCGCAGAGCUCUGUACAGGAAGGCUCUGUGUCUGAAGGAGCUCAGCAGGUACAUGGAGGCGUACGACUGCACCUCCGUCUGUCUGCUCAGUAACCCUCAGGAUAAGCAGGUGAAUGAACUUGAGCGGGACUUAGCCGUCCAACUGAAGAUGAAGAUUCGAAAACCCUACGUCAGCUCAAAGGUCGCUCUCUUUCCUUUAGGGAAUGGUCCAAGUGUUGUUGCACCAGACAGCUCCCACAGUGUUCCCUCCACACCUCCCAGCUCCAGCCAACCUGCUGCUUCUGUGGUUCCUGACAGGGUGGAGGACUCGGAGCUGAUGGGAGACGACUUGGACAUUCUGCUUGACAGCCUUUCAUCGGAGCAGGGACUAACGGGGGCAGAAUUCUCAGACCAGACAGACAACAGGAUGCCCACCUCCUCUCACACUGUCCCUCCCAUCCUACCUGCCCCGACUCCACAGCUGCCCCCGGCCUUUUUCAGUUCACCCAUCAGCCAGCUCAACUGCUUGGACUCCUUUUUGACAGCUGACAGCGGGCCUGCUGCUACAACUUUGAAUGUGUUGGAUGACCUCUUCACCUCAGGAGCUGAAACGGCUUCAGAUGCUCCAAACUUUGUGUCCGCCUCUAUGACCUUGGAUGCCCUUGACUCGCUGGACUCCUUUGAUGAUUUUUUGGAUGUGACCCCCAGUGCUGUUGCUGCUAAGGAGCCUGAGACGGAGCAGGAUUUAGGAGUAAAACCUCUUGACCUACUGGAUGAAGUAGACUCGAUCAGAGCGGUCUCUGAUACAAACGAUCACGGUGGUGACGUAAAAGUUAAGAUGAAAGCCACAAAAAGGCUGGACUGUCUAGAUUCUCUAGACUCUUUCUCCACGAUGGAAGACAACAGAGCUGCUGCUGUUUCAAUCAGGGGAGCAGGCCCAGACUUGCGCUCUGAUUUCAGCUCAAGUGGUUUUGCAGACUCUUACAGCGCUGCUGCUGCUGCUGUAACACAAUCCCCCAAAAACCAGUACAAAGUGGGUAAUAACCAUGGAAGUGUGGUCUUUAACCCUUUGUCUUCCACGCACGAGUUCCUGCAGGCCUGCUCCCUCUGUUACCCACGAGAAGGUCCAGGGAUUUAUAGUUAUGUCCACAAGCCAGACCUCGUCCACAACUGCAAGCAGGACAUUCUGUUAUGUAGGAGGAAGGCUGGUUCUCCUUCAGAGUGGACUCGCGUGCGACCUAUUCCUACCAAUACAUCCUUCUGGGGUCCGUUUGUGCUUUGUAGAGAGCUGAUCAAUUCUGGGGACCUGGGGGUGUGUAAGUACGGAGAGAAGUGUACAUUUGCCUACAACCAGCUGGAGAUUGAUGUUUGGACCGCGGAGAGGAAGGGGAAGCUGAACAGAAACCUGCUGUUUGAGACGACAGCGAGCAAACUGGAUCCCGUGAUUAGUGUCAUACGUCUCCUAGAGGAGCACAAGGGCAUGUUUAUUUUCCUCUGUCAGGAAUGCUACGACAGUAAACCUAGGAUCAUCAGUAAGCGAUUCAGUGAAAAUCCGGCUAUCUGCUCUAAUUUGGACGUUUGUCACAACUUUGACACUAAUAAGUGCUUGGCGUUUGUGGUGAGGACCCACAACAUUAACUACAGCAAGGUUCGUCCACUGAGUGGUUCGUGCCACUUGGAUUUGUGCCAUCAGGCCAUCCGAUAUGGCUGCCAGCGAGAGAACAGCUGUGUGUUUGCCCACUCCAUCAUAGAGCUAAAAACCUGGAAAGUUCAGCGUCUUACAGGUAUCAGCUCUGAAAAAAUUGUGGAAGCAUCCUUGAAGCAUUAUAACAAGCUGGAGCAAAAUUCUAAAAAGGAAAAAGGGAACAGACCAUCUUCUGGAGGAGGUGGAGGCAAGCCAAAAGGAGGAGGAGGGAAGAGUCUUGAUAUGAAGAUGAAGUUUGUGUGCGCUCAGUGCUGGAGGGGCGGACUGAUCAGCGAACCUGACAAAGCUCUCAAAUACUGCAACGCCAAAGCCCGGCACACGUGGACCAAAGACAGACGGGUGCUGCUGGUCAAGUCCCCGGAGAGGAGUAAAUGGGUUCAGGUCCGACCGCUGCCGCACGCCAAGAACCCCCCCCUGUAUUACGAUAUGUGUGCUCAGAUUCUGGAGAAGAGGAAAUGUAACUACACUGGGAACUGCACCUUUGCUCACAGCCAAGAGGAGAGGGAGAUGUGGAUGUACAUGAAGAAUAAUGACUUGCGGGACAUGCAGCAGGUUUACGACAUGUGGCUGGCCUUAACCGCCCAAAGCCGCCCAGCAGAUGGAGCCACGUUCUCUCAGCCCAGCUCUGAGGAGAAAUUCAUCGCCAUGCCAACAGAUUGUGCUGAGAGCGGCCUCCACUGCCGCCUGUGUGGUAAAAACAGCAACAGUGAGCGGCAGUGGCAGCAGCACAUUUCCUCCGAGAAGCACAAGGACCGAGUGUUCAGCUGCGAGGGAGAAGACGAGGCUCUGACGUGGAGCUACCGCUUUCCUGGGACGCGCUUUGAAAUCUGUCCCAAGGCUGAGGCCAAGUGUCCUGACGGUGCGAGCUGUGACUACGCUCACAGCCGAGACGAGCUUCGGGAGUGGAUCGAGAGACGCAAUUUCCUGCGACAAAAACUAGCCAAGGCCAGAGAGGACAUGCUCAUCAUGCCUGAUGAGUUAGACUUUGGGAAGUUCAACUUUCUGCUGCAGGACUGAGAAUAACCUGACUUUUUGAGCCACUUUUUCUUACUGCCAGGAUAGCAGAGCGAAUGUAUUACGCCCUUUGAACCUUAAACCAAAGCCUUCAGGUGAUGUGGUCAGUAGUCGCAGCUAGCCAAAUGAUUCUAUUGCACAUGGAUCUGCCUUCCUACAACGCUGCAUGCCAUUUACUUUACAUUAAUGAAUGUUUUAAUGACUUCAAUGUGGGGAGCCGUGUGUUUAGCUCCCGUUGCAUCAGUCUUAAACAAAAUAAGUUCUUUAAAAUGAGUUCUUCUGUUGGUAUCACUGUGAAAACAACCAUCACAUUCAGUCAUACUUGAAGCAGGAUGAGUGCUUCUGUUUUAUUUCUGUGUCAAUUUUAUUCUGCAGUUCAAAAAGAUUAGGAGAUUGAGAACUAUGAGCGUUCAUUUAAACACUCGACAUGCCAGAAGUGUUUCUGUUUCACUUCUGAUGUUGUCUGCAGCAGUUGAGUAAUGUAGCAGAUUUAUUAUGAACCAUGUUUAUUUGCUGCUUAAAUGUAAAAGAGUGACUGUUUCAACAACACUGUAAGAGUUUCAGACCAGUCCUGCUGCUCCACAUUUGAGAUGAUUUGCCAGAAGAUUUGUAAUUUCUCCAAAUGUCGUACACUGAAUGUGAACGCCCCGAGUUCUCUGUGGUUUAAUGAACAGUUUAAGCCCAUCCGUCAAAAGUUUGCCCCCUGAAAGAUGACAAAUAAAAAUGUGUUUAACGUUU